UCCUCUCUACCAGGCAACACCGUGAACUAUCCGUGAGCGCACCGGCAUCCGGAUCCUCUCGCUACAUCCAUCUACUACAUUCUCCCCCUUCGUCCCUGGACACCGAUCAUGGCUGCACCAGGAAAAGGCGCUGGGCGCGUGCCUACUGGAUUUGCUGCCGAAACGUUCAUCAGCGACCACACAUUUCGCCAAGGGCACCGAGCAACAGAAGGGGGGCAGAACUCCAAGAAGAGAAAGCGGGAAGGCAAGGGCGACACGAGUGUGGUAGUUGGCGCAGGCGCAUAUAAGGGCCCGUGGGCGCGGUACGAGGAAGAAAGGCCUGAUGCGGCCUCUGAUGAUGAGUUCGGCAGCGAUGAAGAGGUGGAAAUCAUAUACGAGGAGGACGAUAUCGAAGAAAAUCCAACGGCGGCGCCGAAGAAGCUGGCUGGCACCGACUAUCACGACACCGAGGCCGAGGGUGAAACGACAGAGUUCAAGGGCAGUCAGCAAUACGACUAUCAGGGCCGAUCUUAUAUGCACAUUCCGAAUGACCUGGUUAUCAAGCUUACCGGAGAGUACGAACCCAAGAACUUCAUACCGAAGAAGCUUGUGCACACAUACAAGUACCAUACCAAAUCUAUAACACAAGUACGGUUCUUCCCAGACAGUGGCCAUCUUCUUCUGUCUGCUUCGGCAGACUCUAAGAUUGCCCUCUGGGACACGUACCAUAAGCGAGAGCUCCUACGAACCUACUCCGGCCACACGAAGUCUGUCAAUGAUAUUGACUUCAACCCUGAUGGAUCGCAGUUCAUCUCUGCAAGUUAUGAUCGCUUUAUGAAGCUGUGGGACACGGAGACUGGAAAGUGUUUGAACAAAUUCACUACCGGGAAGACGCCUCACGUCGUGCGCAUCAACCCCAGCACCCCGCACGAGUUCCUUGCCGGUAUGAGCGACAAGAAGAUCAUGCAGUACGACACAAGAAGCGGCGAGAUGGUGCAGGAGUACGACCACCACCUUGGCCCUGUCAACACGAUCACCUUCUGCGACGAGAACCGCCGCUUUGUUACGACAUCAGACGACAAGUCGCUCCGAGCAUGGGAGUACGGCAUUCCGGUGCCUAUCAAGUUCAUCGCAGAGCCCUAUAUGUUCUCCAUGGUCCGCGCGGCGCCUCACCCCUCUGGCAAAUAUGCUGCGUUCCAAUCGUCAGACAACCAAAUCACCGUCUACUCCACAACCGACAAAUUCCGCCAGAACCGCAAGAAGAGCUACCGCGGUCACAACGUGGCUGGUUAUGCUCCGGACGUGGCAAUCAGUCCUGACGGUCAAUUUGUCAGUUCAGGAGACAGCGGCGGUUAUGUAUGCUUCUGGGACUGGAAGACGUGCAAGAUGUGGCAUAAGAUCCAGGCCAGUGACGCGCCUGUUCUGGCGGUGCAAUGGCAUCCUCGCGAGACCUCCAAGGUCGUCACUGGUGACUUGAACGGUGUGCUGAAGUACUGGGAUUAGAGCGUCGGAGAAAGUGCAAACCAGCACGUGGAUUAGCAUAGA
Messenger RNA from Boeremia exigua, 1524 nucleotides. Its product is annotated as WD40-repeat-containing domain protein. The coding region runs from base 109 to 1482 and encodes 457 amino acids. The transcript has a single exon. Gene Ontology annotation, cellular component: catalytic step 2 spliceosome. Gene Ontology annotation, molecular function: mRNA binding; protein binding. NCBI's taxonomy places the organism in Eukaryota, Fungi, Ascomycota, Dothideomycetes, Pleosporales, Didymellaceae. Gene Ontology annotation, biological process: mRNA splicing, via spliceosome. The record is from RefSeq and is a predicted model, not a curated record.